AUGGCACCCGGCAACGACGAACCGCUCUGGCGAGAACAACUAGGCCCAACCGACCCCCGCGUGCACAACAGCCGCUAUGUAUCCGUGCAGCGGUACAAGAACGAGAUCAGGGUCGACAUUAGAGGGUACUUCUACGACCACAACAACGACAAGGGCUUGCAGCCUACGAAGGCGGGCAUCUCCCUCACGGCGCACGAGUUCCGUUCCUUGGCUAGAUUGAUCCCGCAGAUACAGGAGGAGCUUCGGAUGCGAGAGGACCCUUUGCUUGUCAAGAUGGACGUGAGCAGGGUGGUAGUCGGAGGUGGGCAAAUUGCGGGGGUUGAAGGUAUACUGGGUACUCCAUAG
Messenger RNA from Hypoxylon fragiforme, 345 nucleotides. RefSeq lists its product as uncharacterized. Gene Ontology annotation, biological process: regulation of DNA-templated transcription. The record is from RefSeq and is a predicted model, not a curated record. Bases 1 to 345 code for a protein of 114 amino acids. Lineage: Eukaryota; Fungi; Ascomycota; Sordariomycetes; Xylariales; Hypoxylaceae. Gene Ontology annotation, molecular function: DNA binding. The transcript has 2 exons.